GUAAACUCGUGAUCAGUUGGUGAGCAAGGCAAGGCACAUCAACUGAGAGUUGCGUCGUUUUAAUUUUCCCAGAAAUACGCCGUUCCUGUGCACUCACUCGUUGCAAUUUUCUGUCAAUCGGAUCAACCGACGUGUUUCGUGCACCCUAGGUCGAGGACGGUCGCUGAUCAGAAGUAGCGUAAAAUGGCAUCACGCAAGAAAGUGCUCUUGAAGGUGAUCAUCCUUGGUGACUCCGGCGUUGGGAAAACUUCGUUGAUGAAUCAGUACGUCAACAAGAAGUUUUCGAACCAGUACAAAGCGACCAUCGGUGCCGAUUUCCUAACCAAAGAGGUUAUGGUUGACGAUAGGAUAGUAACUAUGCAGAUUUGGGACACUGCUGGGCAAGAAAGGUUCCAGAGCUUAGGAGUGGCUUUCUACCGAGGCGCAGACUGUUGUGUGUUGGUGUUUGACGUGACCGCACCAAACACUUUCAAGAGUCUCGACAGCUGGCGGGACGAAUUCCUCAUCCAGGCCUCGCCCAGAGAUCCGGAGAACUUCCCCUUUGUCGUUUUAGGCAAUAAGGUUGACCUUGAAAGCAGAGUGGUGUCUGCGAAGAGAGCGCAGCAGUGGUGCGCCAGCAAAAACAACAUCCCAUUCUUCGAGACGAGCGCCAAAGAAGCAAUCAACGUGGAGCAGGCCUUCCAAACGAUCGCCCGCAACGCUCUGGCCCAAGAGAGCGAGGUGGAGCUCUACAGCGAGUUUCCGGACCAGAUCAGACUCGGCGGUGAAGGACAACGCGGCUCAAGGGCAGCUGGAGACAACUGCUCCUGCUAACCACACCAGAUGCCCAGUGAGAUUACCUGUAUCAAAAGAAAAAUAUCAGCAGAAGCAAGGGUGGCAGAGCCUAAUGUGCUGCUCAGCUUUUUCAUUCCACCAAAAUGUCUUUUUAAUCUGCUCGUUUAAACCUGCUCUCAUUGUGCAACAAUCAUCAAAACAGCAGUGACACAGAAACUCUCAUUUGUACUACAACCUUAUUUCUGUUUUUUUUUAAUUGAUGAAAGUAGGUGGUUGUUGUUAAUGAGCCCCAAAAAAUUGGCCAUCGAUGUUUUGUAAAUGAUUAGAAAAUCUGGCGCUUGCGAAUUUUAUGCUUUUAUAAGUACGAUUUUCAAUCUCAAAUAAUAGUUAAGUGCGAGCAUAUUAUGAAUUCUUUUGUUUACACAUACAAAUUUUACUGCAAUACUGUGUAGGCUGCUUUAAUUUAACUCGGAAGUAAAGAAACCAUCAUAUUCCUCAUAACAAUUAACCUUCGACAGGUAAAGUUGAUGGAUGAUCCAGCAAGAAUUUGUGUGAAUGCAAUUUGAGAAGUGGCUGGAAUUCGAUCGAGAGUGCUCGAAACAUUACUAAUUAUCUAUCCAGCAUAGUUUGCCGAUUAUUGUGAUUCACUUGAAUUAAUAUGUAAUAAACUAAUCCAUUUCACAUGA
Molecule: messenger RNA, 1460 nt
Organism: Cloeon dipterum
Lineage: Eukaryota; Metazoa; Arthropoda; Insecta; Ephemeroptera; Baetidae
Product: ras-related protein Rab-7a
Exons: 5
Coding region: 184-813 (209 amino acids)
Biological process (GO): endosome to lysosome transport; phagosome-lysosome fusion
Cellular component (GO): phagocytic vesicle; late endosome; lysosome
Molecular function (GO): GTP binding; GTPase activity
Source: RefSeq, a predicted model, not a curated record